AUGGCGACGGAGACGUUCGCCAAGGACUUCCCCAUCUUCAACUCCUACGGCUGGGGCGUCAGCGCCAAGGCCGAGCGGUGGAACGGCCGCCACGCCAUGUUCGGCUGGGUCUUCAUCGUCGCGACGGGCUACUGCCAGGCGCACGGCCUCAUCCCGAACCCGUCGCAAGCGUUGGACUUCAAGGAGUGGGGCACGCUCGCCAUCAUCUCCGGCGGCAAGGGCGGCGGGCUGACGAUCACGAACGAGCGCGCCUGCAUCCUCAUCGCCAACGUCCACUUCCUCAUGGUCAGCCUCUGCGCGGCGUGGUGCCCGCUCCCGUUCCAGGACACGCUCCUCCUCGAGCAGGGCGAGCCCGACGAGGAGCCCACGGGCCUCAUCCCGGCCUUCGACACGGGCCUCACGCCCGCCGCCGAGAUGUGGAACGGCCGCCUCGCCAUGCUCGGCCUCGUCGUCGUCUCCGCGUACUCGCUCAUCUACCAGGUCCCCUUCCUCACGGCCGUCGACACCAUGCUCGGCGGCACGCUCCUCACGCCCCAGUAG
Molecule: messenger RNA, 540 nt
Organism: Aureococcus anophagefferens
Lineage: Eukaryota; Pelagophyceae; Pelagomonadales; Pelagomonadaceae
Exons: 1
Coding region: 1-540 (179 amino acids)
Source: RefSeq, a predicted model, not a curated record